Sarcophilus harrisii (Tasmanian devil) is the source of this 875-nucleotide messenger RNA. It is a transcript of the gene GCHFR, whose product is annotated as GTP cyclohydrolase I feedback regulator. The coding region runs from base 219 to 473 and encodes 84 amino acids. The record is from RefSeq and is a predicted model, not a curated record. Gene Ontology annotation, molecular function: GTP cyclohydrolase binding. NCBI's taxonomy places the organism in Eukaryota, Metazoa, Chordata, Mammalia, Dasyuromorphia, Dasyuridae. Gene Ontology annotation, biological process: negative regulation of biosynthetic process. Gene Ontology annotation, cellular component: nucleus; cytoplasm. The transcript has 3 exons.
GACGGUCUUCCUGGGAUUUGUCGGGACUGGGAGCGGAACCUCCUGGAGUCAGAGCGGGAGUAACGGGACUCUCGGACGCAGGGGACCCCGAUUAGAGUGGUUCGUGCGGAGGCACACAUUGGCUCUCGCCGCUCGCCCCUGAGCACCCCAAGCUGUGGGGAGACCGUCGGACCCCGGAACCUGCGAGCCCCGUGGAGCUGAGGAGGGACACAGGGACCAUGCCGUACCUGCUCAUUAGCACCCAAAUCCGUAUGGAAGUGGGUCCCACGAUGGUAGGAGACGAAUUCUCUGACAAGGAGCUGAUGGGAUACUUGGGGGCCACUAAGAGGAAUAUGCUGGGAAACAACUUUUGUGAAUACUAUGUCAACGAUCCACCUCGAAUCGUUCUGGAUAAACUGGAGGUCUGGGGCUACCGUGUGGUGAGCAUGACAGGCGUGGGCCAGACACUGGUGUGGUGCCUUCACAAAGAGUAGCCACAUCCCCCUUCAACCUUCUGCCUCUUUCUGAAGAGGUCUCUGUGUACCAGCUGCCCCCUCCUCCCAGCCCCUUGAUCAGGACAGCCUCCCUCCUUCACCUGUCAUGUCCCCCUAACUAGCACCUACAGCCUUCAUGGCAACCUGCUGCAGUCGGUGGUUGGGGUCCCAUCUGCUGGGGCGGGGAGUGCUUCGAAGCCCCCUUCCCACUGCCCUGCCUGCUUCAUCCCUGACACAGAGGCACUGUGCAGGCCCUGAUACAGCCAGCAGGAAACUUCCUAGAGGGAGAAGAGAGCUUGCCCAGCUGGGGGGCCCAGCCAAGAAACUACCCAGUGUGAAGAUGUCCCCGGGCCACACUGUAAUUUAGUCCCAGACAAUAAAGAACUACAGAGUUGUCUUCCU